UGGACCUGAAGCCAUUUUGAUCGCCCAAUGGAGGAGGCAGUGGAAGAAAAGCCGUCCUUAGAGCAGGACCGGGACGACAUAGUUCGCCUCAAGCAGAUUAUGCGCCCGGAUCCGGACUGGAUUGCCUUUUCGUCCACUGAAGCGCGCUGGAUAAACUUCAACGCGCAGAUGAGGGAAGUAUUUGGUCGAAGCAGGAGCUGUCGAUGUGAUGAGGAUGCAGUCAAUGCCUGGAUCGACGAUGCCAUGAGCGUACUGUUCCAUUGGAUAUCGAAGCAGAUCAUCAUGACGGAGUCGCGGGCAGCUCUGUUCCGCUCACUUGGAAGAGGCUGGAUAUGGAUACAGCUCUCCUCCUCUGGAGUUGGCAGGGAAGACAAAAGCAAGCUGCCAGAGGAACAGCGCACCCGGUUUAAGUGGUGGUUCGAAAACCUGAGCCGCGUUACGAGAAAUAGGCAGCACGACAUUGAUAAGCUGAAGCUUAAGGGCGACAUGCUGAAGAAGUACACUACGGGCUAUAUGCCAAUGUCGGAGCUGGUGUUUCUGAUCUACGGCAUUGCCCCGGCAAUGCCAAUCAUCGGCAUUCAGAAGUGGUCGCCUCACUACAAGGAAGUCGACCGCUGGGCCACAGACGACAACGUUAAGAAAGCAGUGGAGAAACCCCUUGCUUCGGAAGCCGAGAGGCAAGCCCAUGCUGCCCAUGUGGAGCAGCAGAAGUCUCGGAAGAAGAAGCAGAGGGAGAGACGGAAAAUCAAGCAGCAGCAAUCAGACGACACUUCACCGGAAGCGCCGGCUUUGUCAAGAUCUGCUCUGAUGGAACAAUCCAAUGAUGAAUUUGAGAGCCUGCUGGCAUCUCUCAAGAGGGAAGCGGGCAUGUCAAGUGCCUGCGAGGAGAUUGAGUCUGGUCUGACCGGUGUUUCAAUGAUGGAUGAGCUUGUGGACAGUGGGCCGCUUGUAGACAGACUGCACUGAAAAAAA
Effrenium voratum is the source of this 972-nucleotide messenger RNA. The record is from the annotation of a GenBank genome assembly. NCBI's taxonomy places the organism in Eukaryota, Dinophyceae, Suessiales, Symbiodiniaceae.